Molecule: messenger RNA, 999 nt
Organism: Lodderomyces theae
Lineage: Eukaryota; Fungi; Ascomycota; Pichiomycetes; Serinales; Debaryomycetaceae
Exons: 1
Coding region: 1-999 (332 amino acids)
Cellular component (GO): cytoplasm; nucleus
Source: RefSeq, a predicted model, not a curated record
AUGUCAAAGAAAAUCAAAUUGGACAAAAUGGUUAAGAUCUGUACGCAUUCAGGCUCCUUUCACGCCGAUGAAUCUUUGGCCGUUUACAUGCUCAAACUCUUACCUCGUUUCCAGGAUGCCGAACUCGUGAGAUCGAGAAACCCAGAGGACUGGGAAUCCAGUGAUAUUGUCGUUGAUGUUGGUGGGAAAUACGAUGGUUCCAAGUUUUUUGACCAUCACCAACGUGAAUUCGACACUACGUUUAAUGAAAAAUACCAAACGAAAUUGUCGUCGGCCGGUUUAGUUUACAAGCAUUUUGGUAAAGACAUCAUCAAAGAAGUGUUGGGAUUGUCUUCAGAUGAUAAGAAUGUAGAAUUGUUGUAUGACAAAGUGUACAAGGAGUUUAUUGAAAGUUUGGAUGCAAACGAUAACGGGGUUAACAACUAUGCCAAAGAUGUGGAGCCAAAAUUCAACGACAGAAAUAUCACUUUGCCAUCAAUUGUUUCGAAGUUGAAUCCUAGAUGGAAUGAAAGUUGUACAGAUGCUGAUUAUGAUCGUCAAUUCAAUGUAUCGAGCGAGCUCAUGGGGAAAGUGUUUGUCAACUUGUUAGAGGGGUACGGGAAAGGCUGGCUUCCCGCCAAAUCUAUAGUUGAAGAGGCAUUCAACAAACGAUACGAUGUUGAUCCUAGUGGAGAAAUUCUCGUGUUGUCGCAAUUCUGUCCUUGGAAGGAACACUUGUAUGCCAUUGAAAAGGACAACAAUGCAGAAGGUGUGACUAAGUUUGUUUUAUUCAAGGACUCUAGUGGCAAAUGGAGAGUCUCGACAGUGAGCGUUACUUCUUCGUCGUUUGAGUUCAGAUUGGGUUUACCUGAACCUUUGAGAGGAUUGAGAGACAAAGAAUUAAGUGAAAAGGCUGGUGUUGAAGGUUGUAUUUUUGUUCACGCUGCUGGCUUUAUUGGAGGUGCAACGACUGAAGACGGGGUUUUGAAAUUGGCCAGGAUGUCGUUAAAGAAGGAGUAA